AAGAGAGACCAAAGCACAAACCAAAAAAUGGAAAAAACCACAGCUCUGAUCAUCAUACUCUGCUCCUCCAUCUUCACACCUCUAUCUGCAAACCCAUGCAAACCCGAUUCAUGCGACGCCGUAUUCGGGCCCCGAAUCCGGUUCCCUUUCCGGUUAAGAAACCGCAACCCGACCCGGUGCGGCCACCCGGGUUUCGACCUGUACUGCAACGCCCUCAACCAAACGAUCCUGAACCUCCCAAAAUCGGGCGAGUUCGUGGUUGACCACAUCGACUACGCAGCGCAGGCCCUUUUCAUCAACGACCCGGAUUCGUGCCUACCGGGUCGGAUCCUCAACUUCUCGCUGUUGGGUUCUCCUUUCCGGGGCGCCUACACGAGGAACUAUACUUUCUUGAACUGCUCCUCCGACUAUUUGGACUACACCUCGACCCGUUACUACUACAUGCCGUUGUUUUGCCUGAGCGGGAGGAAUCACACAGUUCUGGCCACCAAUACUCGGCCGGCGGCGGCGGCGGCGGAGGUGCCGCCGACGUGCCGGAAGAUAGGGAGCGUUUUGGUUCCUCUGCAGUGGACGCUUGCGCAGUUCUACUGGUCGGCGAUGGAUUUGAGGGAGGAUCUUCAGCUUGUUUGGAAUCAACCCGAUUGCUCCGACUGUGAAAGUCGGGGCGGCGUUUGCGGGUAUAAGGAUGAUUCCGGCCCCGAAAUUGUUUGCUACCGGCCUUCGAAAUCCGGUCUUCCAAGAAGCGCCAAAUACGGCAUCAUAAUCGGAGUCGGAAUCCCAGCUCUCAUAUGCACCAUCGGCCUCGCCUGCUACGCCUGCGGCGUAAUCCAAUCUUUCCGCCGCCUCCACCGCCGCCACCUAAACUCCAUUAAUUAA
This is a messenger RNA of Erythranthe guttata (spotted monkey flower), 876 nucleotides long. RefSeq names its product putative RING-H2 finger protein ATL21B. Gene Ontology annotation, molecular function: polysaccharide binding. The record is from RefSeq and is a predicted model, not a curated record. NCBI's taxonomy places the organism in Eukaryota, Viridiplantae, Streptophyta, Magnoliopsida, Lamiales, Phrymaceae.